AUGGGAAGUGGAGACCAGAAAACUCUGAGAAACUUUCACCAAAACCUGUCUCAGCAUCAUCUUCAGCAGCAUCACCAAGGGAGGAAGCAAGAGAUGAGAGACGUGCCAAAAGGGUGUUUGGCAAUCAAGGUUGGUCAGGGUGAGGAGCAACAGAGAUUUGUGGUGCCUGUUAUAUAUUUCAAUCACCCACUGUUCAUGCAACUCCUGAAGGAGGCUGAGGAAGAGUACGGUUUUGAUCAGAAGGGGACAAUCACUAUCCCUUGCCAUGUGGAGGAGUUUAGGUACGUUCAGGGAAUGAUUGACAGGGAAAAGUCCCUUCAUCAGCAUCAUCAUGUAAUUGGGUGUUUUGGGGUUUGAUCAAAACCUUGCUUUUUGGCACCUCAAAUGCAUGAAUUUCGAUGCUGCAAUCUUUUGGGUUCUGCAGAUUUGGAGUGUUUGUAGGUUUUGUAUUUCCCUUUUUUCUUGG
Molecule: messenger RNA, 466 nt
Organism: Juglans regia (Persian walnut)
Lineage: Eukaryota; Viridiplantae; Streptophyta; Magnoliopsida; Fagales; Juglandaceae
Product: auxin-responsive protein SAUR32-like
Exons: 1
Coding region: 1-357 (118 amino acids)
Biological process (GO): response to auxin
Source: RefSeq, a predicted model, not a curated record